Trichomonas vaginalis G3 is the source of this 957-nucleotide messenger RNA. RefSeq names its product pectin lyase-like family. The record is from RefSeq and is a predicted model, not a curated record. The transcript has a single exon. Bases 1 to 957 code for a protein of 318 amino acids. NCBI's taxonomy places the organism in Eukaryota, Parabasalia, Trichomonadida, Trichomonadidae.
AUGCAUCAUUUAUUGGUUAUUAGCCUUUAUGAUCAAGAAAUUACAGGGACUGAAAGCUUUGAAGUAACAGAAAAUACUUAUACCGUUAAAGAUGUCUAUUUUAGAGACAUUACUUAUACCCUGGAAAGCAAGCAUGUGAUUAUGGUAAACCAACAAUCUACAAACAUUGACAUUGCAUCAUCUACAUUCAAUAAUAUCAGAGGAUCCUCAUUUGGUCUUGCAGUGUUCUGUAUUGGAAAUUUAUCAAUUUCAAAAGUAUGUGGUUAUAAAUGUCAUUCAUCAUUAUCGAACUUAUUCUUAUAUCAAAAUAGCACUGCCUUGAUUUCAUUUUUAUCUGUUUCAACAUGUUCAGAGAGUUACACAGAUAAUACAACUAUUGAUACAGAAAAUGCAAGUGUUCAGUACUCUAAUAUCUCUAAUUGCUCCCCUAAAUUCUCUGCAAUAAAUAUAAUUAAGCCGUAUGAUAAAAUUCAAUUUUGUGAAUUUAUGUAUAACAAGCAUGAAACACAAGCACUUUAUGUGAGAGGUGAAAAUAUAAAUAUAAGAUCAUGUGUUUUUGCUUAUAAUAAUGGAAUUGGUUUACUGGCUGAAGAUUCAAAUUUAGUUCAAGUUGAAGAUUCAUACUUUAUUGGAAAUAUCAAAAAAGAUAUUAAAAGUGAAGAUGCAACUGUAGAGCUCUACAGCUGCAAAUAUUCUUCCAAUAUCAUGACUGAUGGAACAACAAUCAAAUUUGUAAGCGGAAAUAGGAAGGGCGAAGGAAACAUUAUUGAUCCAAUAAGUUCUAAUCCUUACUGGGGACAAACAGGAUAUUAUUGCUAUUAUCAAAAUUUUGGGGUUCCUACAUGGAAGGAGAUCCAUCCAGACUGUGAUAUUAACCAAGCCAAAAUUGAUGAAAGACUGAAGUACAAGAGAGUUAAGGUAAUUUUCUCACUUGGUGAAACAUUCAACAUCAUAUGA